AGAUUACGUCAGGGUCCAGUGACCGGCCGAAGCAGGUGACCAGCAGAAGACUUUCUGCUGACUCACCAUGACGCUGCCUGAGGCUGCAAGAGCAAACAUCGCAAACAGACGAGGCGCCCGCUUCUCGCUAAAGCUGGCUGGUCGUCACCUUCACCGUCCAUCACUCGUUGCUGGAGGAUCACAUCUGCCAAACCUCUCGUGAUUCCCAUCUUCUUUUCAUCCCAUUCUCCGUUGUCUCGUGCUCUACUUCGGUAUCUUGCACCUCUACUCUCUCCUUUUCACCGUCUACCAAACCAACCACCGUCUUUCCCAAUCCCCUUAUCUCCAUCAGAUCGCCUACUAUGACUUCUGAGCGUGAGAACAAGACGUUCCUCGCCCGGCUCUGUGAGCAGGCUGAGCGCUACGAUGAGAUGGUCACGUACAUGAAGGAAGUCGCCAACAUUGGAGGCGAGCUUUCCGUCGAUGAGCGUAACCUUCUCUCCGUUGCUUACAAGAACGUGGUCGGUACCCGCCGUGCCUCGUGGCGUAUUAUCUCCUCCAUUGAGCAGAAGGAGGAGUCCAAGGGCUCUGAGCAGCACGUUUCGAUCAUCCGUGACUACCGCCAGAAGAUCGAGACCGAGCUCGAGAAGGUCUGCCAGGAUGUCCUCGAUGUUCUCGAUGAGUCCCUCAUCCCCAAGGCCGAGACUGGCGAGUCCAAGGUCUUCUACUACAAGAUGAAGGGUGACUACCACCGCUACCUCGCUGAGUUUGCCUCUGGCAACAAGCGCAAGGUCGCUGCCACUGCUGCCCACGAGGCUUACAAGAAUGCUACCGAUGUCGCCCAGACCGAUCUUACUCCUACCCACCCCAUCCGCCUUGGUCUCGCCCUGAACUUCUCCGUCUUCUACUACGAGAUCCUGAACUCCCCCGAUCGUGCCUGCCACCUUGCCAAGCAGGCGUUCGAUGACGCCAUUGCGGAGCUCGACUCGCUUUCGGAGGAGAGCUACCGUGAUAGCACCCUGAUCAUGCAGCUCCUGCGUGACAACCUUACUCUGUGGACCUCUUCUGAUGGCAACGAGCCCGAGGGCGCUGCCCCCAAGGAGGACAAGCCCGAGGAGGAGACCGCCGCCGCUCCCGAGGACAAGGCUGAGGAGCCCAAGCCUGCUGCCCCUGAGUCCUAGAUGGGUGGUGUGUGUUCUUGUGUAUCAAAAACAGUUGUGUCCCCGACGUGCCAGUUCAGGUGUGCGAAUACUACCCGGAAACGCUUAU
Molecule: messenger RNA, 1248 nt
Organism: Aspergillus welwitschiae
Lineage: Eukaryota; Fungi; Ascomycota; Eurotiomycetes; Eurotiales; Aspergillaceae
Product: 14-3-3 adaptor artA-like protein
Exons: 8
Coding region: 342-1160 (272 amino acids)
Biological process (GO): signal transduction
Cellular component (GO): cytoplasm
Source: RefSeq, a predicted model, not a curated record